Messenger RNA from Symbiodinium sp. CCMP2456, 13257 nucleotides. The record is from the annotation of a GenBank genome assembly. Lineage: Eukaryota; Dinophyceae; Suessiales; Symbiodiniaceae.
AUGUUCAAGAGACCGAAGGUGGAGUUCAUGUUGAAUUUCGAGAAUGCGGUGCUGCACAAAUUGCCGUGUCUCUUCCCGAGGCGCAAAAAAACAGCGGUGGAGUGUGCAAAGCUUUUGCACAAGCUCUUCCUGCACCAAUCAGCCCAAUUCUCUGGGCAAACAUGCCUGGUCAGAGAGCUCCGAGUUUCCGUGGGCGAUUUGCGAUGCGGCUGGACGGAGGAGCUGAAUGGAGAGCAACUGGACCUGCCUGCUGGUUCGUCACGCCCGAGCUUCCAGUCGCUUCUGGACCUGGUGUCGACACUGCAUCUUGUCAAAUCCGGCGCGCACAGACCGUUGAGCUCGAUUCUACAAGAAGUCGAGUCGGGCAUUGCCGCAGAAGAAGCGUCGUCGCAGAGUUUCUUGGCAUACCUGUUGCUCGUUCAUGCCAGGUUCACCGAUAUGCUGCAGACUCUUCUACAAUUUGGCGCAGGUAAUGCCGGCGGGAUCCCAGCACACAUUCUCUGCAGCAUCGAGAAGCACUGGAGUGGCGUGCCAGUCCAGGCAGUUCAGGAGGUUUUUCGCGACCUGGCCUGUUCGUCUUCGGCACCCUGCUUUGUCGGCGACUAUAGCAAAGUCGCGACGCGGAUCGAAGCUGUUCUGCUGGGCAGGCAGACGUCGCUAUUCUGGAGCCGCUGUAGGCAGAUACAACAUGCUAUCUGCACAGCGUCUGCCGGAAAGGUCGGCAGGGGUCAACAAGGUCUGUCUGACGGUUUGCAGCAGCUUGAAAGUGCCUUGGGAAAACUAAAGGCAGCGUUUGAGGCUGCCGCGAGUGGCCAGCAGGUCGCUUUGAGCACGGAGGAUUUGGACCAAGUUCGAAAUGCCGUGGAGAUGACACAGGAGCUCUUUGCGUUCUUGUCGCAUAGGGGAGCGGAUGGCUUCGACAUGAUGCAGCGCCUCGUGCAAGCCAUGACGGACAUACCAGGCCUGGCAUUCCUUGGCCUGCUGGUCACGAAGAGGGAGCAGUUGAGCACAAGGCUGGCGGAGCUGGUGGAAGGAACUCUGACUCCAGAAACCUUGGAUGCAGUGGAGCAAGCGGCGGGCUUUUUCAUGCCCAUGUGCAUCGGGGCUCUGCGCGUCAUGGACCAAGAUGUGGAUUCCCGGCGCUUUGAGACCGUGGCCACGUACUGGUCCGAAGACAUACGGAAAUCUGCGCUGCAGACGCGCAGCAUCUACGGCCUGGGGGAGCUGGUGCUCCGGAUGCUAAAUGAGGCUCACUCCCGCUUUGGAGCGAAAUUACCUGAGACCCUGGAGAGCUUGCAAUCCGCUUUGCGGCAGGGUCAGGUUGUUCAGCACAAGCUGCAAGAGAAUGACGACGAUGCGACAGCGGUCAGCAACACCGUCCAUGGGCUGAUGAAUUCGGGGCACUUCGUGCUUGAGGCCAGUGGGGAUUCACAGAGCUUGGAGGUUACUGCCUUUUUUGACUUCAACGGACAGAAAAUCUAUCGAGACAUGCAGCAACUCACUGAGUGUGCGGACAAGGCUCGGCUUGCCAUGCCGCAGAGUGGUGCUGGCGACUCGGAAAAUGUUGACGUUUUCACCAGCUGCGUGGAACGUGCCAUUGGCCUGCGUCAAGAACUCCUGGAAUUGCUGCAGAUCGGCCAUCCACACAACCACGAAGGACGAACACUGGAAUUCCCGUCGCAGGGUGCGGGUCUCUCAAGGGCAACCCUCCGUGAGCUGGACGAAAGGCUGAAGUGGGCUCGGGAUGCUGUGCUGCGAUGGCGACAAGCCCUUGAUGCUGUGCGUGCUGAAUGUGCUCUUAUGAGUUGCAUCCCAGCUAGAAAUGCUGUCAAGCUUGCAAUCGCGAUCAUCGGUGGUGAGUGGACCCGACUUCCUUCCCUCGUGUCUCUUUCGAUCCGUGCUGCCAUGCCAGACGGAAUUGCGCAGCAGCAUUUAGAGGACUUGUUCUUAGAGUGCCAGCGUCGCACACCGAAGGAUGGGGCAUUUGAAGAAUUCCUCGCCGAACUUGGCAGGUGCCUCGCAAAUUUCGUUGAAGCAGACAUGGUGCAGCUGUCGCCGCUACACCAGGUUGCCAAAAGGUAUCCAAAAACACGUUUAGCAGAAGAUGCCACUCAAAAAAGCAGAAUGUUGAGGCGGCAGAACCCUCAGAUCUAUCCGAGGCGAGUCCUUCUGAUCCAAGAAGAAGUGUCUCACGAAAAAGCAGGGUCACCUCUCCAAAGCACGGCCUCAGUCACCUUGCUUUCUGCGAUGUUGUCACUGGGCGUGGGCCCAGGGCCUGAGAAUGUUCUUCACUGCGAUGCCACCACGUUGAAGGAUGAUGUGCUCAGGUUCCUGCAAAGAGUGAACCAUGCAACGCAAUUGGCCAGUGCGACAGGUUGUCAGUCCGAGGUGGUUGGUGUCUGUGUGCAGGUGGAUCGUUUGGCCCACGAUGUCCUGCAAGUGCUUCUGAACAGAGUUCAUGUAUUGCAUGAGGCUGCAGGCAGACGUCGAGAAUCCGGUAGAGGUGCAGACGUCGAAGUUCGCUUGGUGUUCACCUUGACGCGGCAUGCUCUCAAGCUCAUGAUCGACACCCUGGAGAAAGAUUUGUGCAAGCAGCAGCCGAUCAAGCUCCUGACCCAUGCAACACUGAAGCGCAUACUCUCAGAUGCCGACAGGUGUCUGUGCUGGCACAGGGUCGUAUCGCCCGACAUUGCUGGGAAUGGCAAGACGCAUCACAUCAUGAACCAUCCAGAGUGGGACCGUCAAUCCAACGCCACACUGGUUUGGGGUGGUGCGCAAAGUCGCGGGCAGGCGGCUCUUCAGUUGAAGAAGGCCAUUGCUACAGGUGCUCGCUGCUUGCACUUGGAGCUCCACCCUUUCGAGGAGGGUGGCGGCGUGAACGUGGACUUGCUCGUUGCCGAGCUCUUUUUACACGGCAGAGUAUACGAUCCUACGACAAGCGAAUGGGCAGUGCUUCGUCCGGGCACGAAGCUUUUCGUAGAGGUUGCCAACUCCAUCAAGGUGAGGCUGCAAGCAAACUCUGCGGAGUUGACGCCCUUGACGUUCCUGUCAGCUCCCCUGCUGAAAAUGGUGCCGGGACAGUUGUGCGUCUCGGCGGAUGUUUCCUUUCAGUUUGAUGGGACAGAUCUGGAUCCAGCGACUGCUUCACCCCAAGCGCUGGAUUUCAGCCUUGCUGGCUCAGCAUUGCUUUUGAAUGACCUCCGAUGCACCACGAACCUCUUUGGGAGUGAGGAGGAGAUUGUUGUUUUCAAGCAGACCGCCUCUGCAGUAGUCAGCGGCCGCCACACGGAGCUGCUCCAAGACCGCGCAGCAGAUGUUGUUCAAGCAGCAGGGUCAGCUCUGCGCAGGGCGCGCGACAGCGUUGUGGAUGAGUCCGCAGACGACUUUCUGGUACCCUCCAAGGCGACCAUCAACACCUUCCUUCGCUUCCUAGCAGAGUGGACUGCCAAGUGGGCGAACCAGCUCCGCAACUUCCAGCUUACCUUCGAUCAGGAUCGGAAGGUGGAUCCGCCAAGCAUUUUCAUUCCGGUCCUAGAGGAGAUGAUUCGCAUGGCAGCCGGGGUUUGCCUUCGAUCUGCCGCUGCAGAGGCACAGGAAGAGCAGACCCGCGACAAGCUCACCCUGAGCCAAGGUGUGAAGGAAAACAGUCAGGCCACGGCAUUGCAAGAGGCAAUGGCUGGACGAGUUGUGGAUGUUCGUUGCGUUGCGACCGCGGCUUGGGCCUUCAACUCAGGAGAUUCUUUGCGCUUGAUUGGCAGCGCGUGUGAUGUGCCCAAAGCUCUUCAGAACCUGUGGCAUGCCUACAACCAGGGGGUGCUCCGGAUGCUUGGGGAGAGAGGCAAGAGCCACACGAUUCAGCCACCGCCUGUGAACUUGGCCAGUUCAAGCCAGGCUGAGAUGAAGAAACUGCUGCUUCAAGUGAUGUCUGACCACGGCAUGUCCGAUGCUCAGCUUUCCGAUGCUUUUAAUGGAUUCGUGCUAACCCCCGACAACAUGAUCAAGCUCGUGGACGUUGCGGAGCGCCUCCGCGCUGGCCUUCCGUGCAUCCUAAUGGGCGAGGCUGGCUGCGGGAAGACGGUGCCCUGGUUUGCAGUUGGGAUGAGCCGAAGUAUAGCAAUGAACAUCUCCACAAGUUCACAACCUUCGAAAGCUUGUUUUCCCAAGGUGCUCCUGCGACUGACGGCGCAACUGCUUGGGGCUGGCAAGCUGAACGAGCAUUCAGUGCAUGCAGGCACUUCAGUUGAAGAGAUCUUUGCAGUUUUGAAUGAAGCGGAGGCAAUGGCCCAGACCAUGGCCCAGACAGGCAAGCAUCAGAUGGUGAUUCAGUUCUGGGAUGAAUUGAACACGUGUCCACAUCAGCCACUCUUCAAGCAAAUCAUCGUCGACCGAGUAAAUCCCAGCACUGGCCGGUCCAUACACAAGUCAGUCACAUUUGUUGCAGCUUGCAACCCGUGGCGCUAUGCACAGAGCCAGGCCAUGUCUGCUGGCUUUGAAAGUCCACCUGUGGCCGAAGAUCGUCUUGCCGGGUUGGCCUACCGUGUGCACCCGCUGCCAGAGAGCCUGUUCGGGCAUUUGUCUUCUUUCGGCCAGCUUGAUUCCGCGACCGAGGCUGAGUAUGUUGAGAAGAUGGCAGAACGAAGCCCAAGUGUGCUGGAUGCGGAUGACAAGCCGCUCAAGCCUCCAGCGACGAGUGGGAGAAUCUGUAACAUCGUGGCUUGCUGCGUGAAGGUGGUGCAUGCUUUCUUCCGAGAGCGGCUCACGUUGACUGCCUCCUUGCGAGACCCCAACCGUUUGCUGAGACUUUGGUCCUUCAUCCGUUGGGAGUGGCAGAUGCGAGGGCUGAAUUUCACAGGUGCGGAUCUGGAAAAGCGGGAUCUUCAGUCCUUGAUGCUUGCCAUCCACCUCUGCUACGAGCUGAGACUUCCAAGCAUGGAACUUCGUCAGCAACUCGUGGCCGUUCUCCUUGCCGACUCGCAGCUAGGCGACUGCUUGCUGCAGCAUUUCCAUGACCAGCUUGAGGACGAGCAAAGCCGCCUGGAUUUAUGGCAAAAUGUCGUGCGGGAGGAGGAAGAUUACUGGCUUAAUGCUAUCAAUGUGCCGGACAACAUCGCCAAGAUCCGUGCAUUGAGGGAGAACGUUCAUGCCGCCCUCAUGUGCUCGAUGACGAGGACGCCCAUUUUCAUCCUUGGCAAGCCUGGAUGCUCAAAGUCGCUGACAGUAUCCCUGCUUGUAAGUGCGCUCACAGACCCCUAUUCCGAUGAGUUGAAGCACUUGGCAAGCUUCAGUGUUCAGCCGUACCAGGGGAGCCGUCAGUCGACAUCCAACUCCUUGCUGCAAGUUUUCGACCGCGCUCUGAAGCAGCAGGAGAAGCUCCGGAAGUUGAAGCGGCGAACGCGACCUUUGGCAUUGGUCUUGCUAGAUGAGGUGGGGCUUGCGGAGCAGAGCCCUCACAACCCACUCAAGGUGCUUCACUCUCGGCUGGAGCCCCGGAAGCCGGAGCAAGCCGUGUCCGUCAUCGCGAUCAGCAACUGGGAGCUGGACAGAUCCAAAAUGUCAAGGGCCCUCACCUUGGCAUGCCCCCCAGCCUCGGAAUCGGAUCUGCAAGAGAUCGCACUGGCCAUCAUCCGAGCAUACCUGGCCCACGACACCCAGAUCCGACGCCAGCUAGAGGCCAACUUGGAGCACAUCUCCCGGGCCUUCAUGGGGAUUUUGCAGAGCCAGCAGCCCAGUGAUUUCCAUGGUCUCCGAGACUGGUAUGGCAUGUGCUCCUACGCUGCACGCCUGUUGCUGGCAGCGGAUGACGCCAUGGAGCUGGUCUCCAAGGAGGCAUCACAAGGUGCACUCAUGAAGGCUGUGUCUGAUGCGUUGACCAUUGAAGCCAGACAGCUUGUGGAACUGUGUCGAGACAGGGAGCUCAAGUUCGUUCCAGCUGAUUGGGCCUUGCAAAUGGCGGUCUACAACAACUUCAGUGGAAACAGCAGGCACUCGGACAAUGGCCAGAUUGUGGACACGCUCAGCACCAUGCAACAAAGCGUGCACGCAGAUGAGGCUCAGGCUCAGUUCGUUCCGUCACUCGCACAAGUGUUGCCUCACUCCGCCACGACUGUUAAUCGGCUGGAUUCACUGUUGGGCGAUGUGGACGGCCGCCACAUCAUGGUAAUCACAGACUCACCAGUCCCGGUGAUUGCUUGGAUUGAACACCGUGCACGCACUGUUGCCAAUUGGAAUCCAGAAAGUCUUGUAGGCAGUCCUCUGGAGCAGGAUCGAACAAGCACGGACAUGUACGCACAGAGCAUGAUUCAAGCCGCGAUUGUUAGCAUUGCGCAAGAACGGCGACUUCUCAUUUUACAGAACCUGAGCAUAAUCUACGCGGCUUUGUACGAUGUGUUCAAUUCGAACUAUUGCCGGGCUGGUGGUGACGGCCAGAGGUACUGUCGAAUUGCACGAGAGGGGUUCUGCAACCCUCGGUGCGCUGUCGCUGAGCAAUUCAAAGCGGUUCUUGUGGUCACUCGGGAGCGAGCUGCCGAGUACGAACCUGCAUUGCUCAAUCGCUUUGCAAAGCUAGAGGCCGAUGUGGACCUGUCAGAUCUUCUGCCCUCGAAAAAUGUUUCUGUGGAGUGGGAGGAGCAUGUCUUUGACCUCUUCCCACGCUUGGGCGGUGCUGAGGGCAUGCCACAGCACUUGCUGCCCACAGAUGUCAUGGCUGCUUGCCCCAUGGAUCCUACACAGCCGGACUUGACGAGCCUUUUUGACAUGGUUGCGCUGUCCGCAAACAUGCGUCGUGCUGACACGGCUGAUUCCGUUGAUCCACAAGGCCGAAGCAGCGUCGAGGAGAAGGACGCGGUACUGUUUCCACUGCUCUCCUUGGAGUACUCGAUGGGUCAUGGUGUUCGAGGCAAGCCAGUGAGCAGCCCGAGCACGCAUUUUGGGGAGCUGCUGAGCCAGACAUGCACCGAGCUCGGCAUGGACCGUGAGAAUUCAGCCAUCAUCCCCAUGUUGGUCCCGACGUUCAGCGCCAUCAGCCAAAGGCUUGAAUGUGAAGCAGUGCCACUGAUCGAGGACGGAUUGAAAAUUUUCACCGAAAUUCAGAUUCACAAGACAGUGUCUGAAGGCAUGUUUCAGGAGAGUGCAAAGGAGCAUGUGGACAAGGUGGCGCAUGCCUCUGGACAAGGAAGAGUGCUAUCAGCCCUGCACGUACAUCUCAGCAUGAAGCAAGAUGAUGCUGCAGACAUUCUGGAUUAUCUCCGUUUCCAAAUCGAGUGGGUCGCACGCGAGAUACAGAAGCGGCUUGAGACGGGCAAACUUUGUCCUGGUGUGCAUGUGUUGGCUCUCGUUGUCCAUGGUGUCAGAGGUAGUCCUGAUCUUUGCAUGCGGCCUUUCUUGCUGGCGGGGCCAGUAGACGCUCAAAUGCGAGGUGCCAAGGCUGAAGUACAUCCUUGGAGAGGUGCAUCUGUCGAUCACUUCUCUCACUUGCUACCAUGGGGAAUGCAGUCAGAGGUGCUUGCUCAUGGAAGCAUCAGAGACAUCUUCGGCUUGGAAGAAGCGGACGUUGAUCGUUUCCGUUUCGUGCUCGCGGAUGCAUUGCCACAUGUCGUACCUGGACUAUGCCAGGGAACGCAAAUGGCUGACAGUUUCUUGAUCAUACAGAGCCUCAUGCAAGCCAUCAACCGCAAACCGGACCUUGUGCGAGCUAUUCGCUCCGUACUUGCAGCAGAGCUGUCCCAGGAGCAGGCGACGCCCGGACGUUGGACAGUAGGAGGAGUGGUCAGAUUUUGGCCGGAGAGGGGACGGAUAUUGAUCAAGCUCAAGCUUGACACGCGCUUUAUGGUCGGAGUGGGAGGGGUGGAAUUCCUGUUCGAGUUUGAGUUCGGGUGGGCAGAGUGGCAAGGGGGUGGGUGGAACCGAUUAAAGUUGAGAAGUUGGUAUCGACGGAUCCAGGUCCAUUGGCGUGGCAAAGUGUCUGAAGAUGUCGCUCUUCUGCGGCGCACCGGUUCUUUCCAGCUGGCGCUGCUCUCACACCUGAGGCGAGAUGACAAGGUGAGGCCGGUCGUGGAGGCUGUCUGGCAUCACAGCCUGCACACCAGCUGUCCGGACCAGGAUGCCCAUGAUGUUCAGAAGACAUGGUGGCAGCCAGUUGCCGAGUCGCUGCUCAAUGAAGCCUUGAGAGCCGAGGGAGGCAAUCUGACAGAAAGCACCUUGGCCGUGCAGCAGCAUUCUGAGCUUUGGACACUGCGGAUGCCGGGCAGCCCGUGCUUGAUGCAUAUGUUGUUUUCACAGAUUCUGGGCUUGGGCAAUCAGGGAAAUCAACAGGAAGACUUUCUUCUGAUUGUUCGUGAUCGUGCAGACAAGCUUGCCCAACUGAUGGAGCGCUGCUUGCCAGAGCCUCUUUGGAGAGCUCUGCAGGAAGCUGGCAAGUGCAUGCACUCAGGUGGUGUAGGUCUCCUGGGCGAAGAUGUUGUCGCGGAGGUAGCGUCGCGCGCAUGUGAGAGCUUGGCAGAGUGGCCGGGCUACAUUGUGUUCAAGUCAGUUCGUGUCCAUCUCCAUGUCUUGGUCUCUGAACUCACAGCUCGCCUCCUAGCAUCGAUGCCUGAUGUGGAGCAUUCCGACGACUCCCAGGCACUUGUGGCGUUGUGGCCUGCAGUUGCAGCCAGCCUGCUCCUUCCAAUUUCAGAACAGGUGGCGAGCUUGCAGCUGCGCUUUCCGUCAGAGCGACAUCAGCACUGGCAAGAUGUUUGGAUACCGUUGUGCCUUCCUCUACCUUCUCCGAUCACAUGGGACAGCAUUCGGCUGAGGGGAGUUGGUGCAGCUCUGCAGCUGCACGCGUCUGUACUUGAAGCAUCCAUUGAUGGCAGUCUCAUUGCUGCGGAGGACUUGUCUGAGGGUCUGCAGUUGCUCGCGCAGCUAUGCGUUGUGGUUGAGCAGUUUGCUGGUACUGCGCACUGCCCGGAUCUUCGCAGGACAGCAGUCACCAGCUACAUGCUGGCAUCUGUCUGCCUGGAGUCAAACAUGACCGUCGAAACCAUUUGGAAGCACAUGAGGCAAGCACGUGAUGGACACCUGGUGGCCACGUUGGCUGAGCUGGUGCAAGUCCGCGAUGUUCCCCCACAAGCUCCUCUGGCAGGCAUGUGCUACGCCAUGAACUUGAUGAACCGUGCGGCCGCGGUGAAUGAAGAUGCGCUCUCAUCGGUUAUGUGCAUACUGGGUGCAGCGAUACGCCGCUUUGACUACAACUUUGAGGACUUGCAGUGCAUCAAGACCUACCUGCAGCAGAUAGCUGGGUACUUGAUGGGGCAUGUGAUUCAGGCUUCAUGGCCAUCUUCCAUCAAGUGGGGCAAGGUAGAAGGCGUGUGCCAGAGGGUGCUGGAAGAGUUUGAAUUGUUGAUCGUCGGACCAGACGAAGUCAGGGACUCAGCUCUCGAUGUGAUGGCCCUUCUGGAUGAGCAUCUGCCCCCAACUCCUGGGAUGAUCCACCGAUGCAGCGGUUGCCAAACUGUAUGGCUAGACCCAGAAGAUGCGAGGUGUCCGAGCUGCGGCCAUGCGCUGGACCUGCUUCCUGCCGGGGCUGACGAGCCAAAGCAGGGGCCGGGGUGGGACACACCAUUUGUGGCUUGCUUGGCAGAUGCCUUGUCCACAACUUCGCACCUGAGCUCAGUAGUCUCUUGCCUGGUGAGACACGCAAUCCAAAAUCCGAAACCUGAAACCAAGCGGCGUGCCGCCGAGAUGCUGGAGAGGGCUCUUCGUUUAGUCCAGGACGCCCUCCAAGCCCCAAGCCCUUCUCGGUCUCGACGCUUCAUUGCCCUCGUGUUGAUGCGGGACUUGGUUGCAAACAGUGUUGAGCUGGUUGAGAGCAAGGAUGAGGAAGGUUUGGACUUGGACAAUGUUCUGACGCAUCUGCUCCAUGUCUUACAGAUGGCGGUGGGCAGAGACUUGCCUCCUGUUGCACCUGAGUCGCCUGUUCAGCUAUGCACUUUUCAGGGCAUUGGUCUUGGUGCAGCACAGCUCCCAAGUCCCCUUGCUUCGCUGUAUGUGAUGGCGGCAACCUUCCGAGCCAACCCAAUCCCCACAGGUAUCGCUGUGCGCCAGCUCUUUGAACUCGCUGCCGACAGAGCAGAUGAUCAGGAGCUCCACCGUUAUCUGACUAGCUGCCAGGCUGAAGCGUUGGCAUCCUCCAAUUCACUGGGCCUUUCCGUUCUGCUGCCGGGACAUCGUGACGACUUCGUCCAACGACUUCUGGUUGAGCUGCAAAACCUGGCACAGGAAGACCGCGCUCAGGCUGCUGCCGAACGAUUUAGCGCGCUUUGUGCCCAGAAGCGCAACGACUUCCGAGGGCUCGUGCAGUGCAUGCGCGCAGUUGGGGAGAUUGCAUGCAUGCAGCGCUCUGCAGUGGAUGACGCGAGUGCCGACCAGGCCUACGCCAUCUGCAAUCGACUUCCUCAAGAAGCGCUGGGCCCGGCAGCCGUGCUUUUUGCUGCUGCUGCAGGGGACGAUGAUGUGCAAGAGACCUUCGACUGGAAUCGCGACUUGCUCGACAUGGAUUCAGAAGAUGCAGUGCCGUGGCGGAGUUCGGUGAUUGCGCACAUAUUGUGUUUUUUGGGAGCCGCCCAUCGAAGCAUCAACACUGGUUCUGUACCACCCGGCCUCGAGCCCUUCCGUCGCUUCCUGGAUCUGGACCAGCAGGCCUUGGGAACAACUUUCUGGCCAGGACUGCCAGACAGCUUUUGGCAGGCCUUGAGGUACGCAGGAUUGCACAAGCACGGUCUGCCGACAAAUGCUAACAUUGCCUGGGCUCAGUGCGAGUGUGGUUACCGAUACUGCUACGGAAAUUGUGGGGCGCCCACCUCUUCCGGCCCGUGCCCCAGCCCGAACAGCACAGAGUGUCAAGGUGCUUGUACCCGACACAAUGGCGGUCGAGGGCACAAGUUUUGCCCGGGACAGCGGCUCAUAGCCAUUGUUGCAACAGCACCCCCACAUGGUAUUGGCUGGCCACCCAUUUAUUCCGACAUGGUCAGGGACUUUCCGGCAGCUGUCCAAUACCCGGCGCCACGGCCAGGGCUGUUUGCACUCACAGAAGCAGACGAGAGCAUCUCCGUCAAGCGCGCGACCCGCGCAAGUGUGGCGCACAGCCUUAUGACGGAGACUGUUCGACAGGACUGGAACCAGCCUUUCGGCAAGCCGCCACCGCCAGAGUCCGGCCUGCGACCGGUGACGUUCCGAGUGCUCCACCUUCUGGUCCAUGCCAGUGCCCUGAUCGGCGUUGGCUUGGAGUGGGCCCAAGGUCAGGCCAGCAUCGUCGACCUGCUCCAGGCGCAUUUGCGCGAUGAAGCGAAGAUGAACUGCGUCCGCGAUAAGGACGACACGGUGUGGUAUUUCAUGGCGAAUGUGGAAGGUGAUCUUGCCGCCCUUGCAAAACAGCUCAACAGCACUGUGGAGGUGGCCGCCCUUUUCGUGCACGCGAUUCUCCACAAGUUGGGGGAUGCUGACUUGGCCCAGCCAGCUGCCGUGAACUUUACCAGCCCAGAUGGGCGAAAUGCAUACGAGUCGUGGUUUGAUGCGAACGUGGUCUUGCCGGUCCUCGGAUCCCAGAACAGCUCUGGUGGCUUUUCCCUGCCGGGCGUCCAGGCCUUGCGCAGACUUGCAGGCCACGCCAGAGACCCAACAGUGGUGCUGUCCACUGACUUGCUGGCCCGAAGAGCGCCUCCGAGCGAGGCAUGGGAUCAGAUGAACGUCCACGUGCGAGCGGCCCUGCUUCCCCAUGUGCUCAGGCCACCAACCUACCCGGAUGCUGAGUCCACCUACGAGGAACUGGUGAAGGAGGGUCAGGCUGCUUCCCUUGUGAUCCUGCGCUUGGUCAUGGCUGGAAGAGCCGAGGAAGGCGCGUGGCCAAUUCAGAACGAGCUCAUGCGAGCAGCGGGCCUUGCAUGGAUCCUGCCGUUUAUGCGGCUGGUCCGUGAGAAGGAGGGAGGCCACAUCACCAUGAGGGAGGCGAGAACCAUCACCAUGAGGGACUGGCUUGAAAAGCAGCCCAAAGGACCCGAACAUGAAAGAGCUUGGGCACUUUACCGUGAUUGUGAGGCUGCUUGGAAUGCAGCCCUUUCAGAUGGCAACAUACAAGACGGUUGUGGUCGCCUUACCCUUCCAAAGUGGUCGUUGAGUUCGCCGCUUGCCCUUGCUUGUCCGAUGAGCGAGCCGGAGCCGUUGCAGUUCGGGGAUUUUACUGUUGGCGGUGGUUAUCCUGAUCCUGCGGAACACUGUGCAGGUGUUGGUCUGCACGAGCUCGCUUUGAAUCACAACAAGGUUUUGACCCAGGUGAAGACCUAUUUGCAGGGACGUGGUGCAUCCCAUAUCCAAGCCCGUCUCCACAGCACAGAGAAGUUUCUUACAACUGCAGAGCGCAGCGAAGGUGGGGAGGGCAAAUGCUUCGCAGAGAGCUCAGAGGCGCCGAUCCUCCUCCUGCAGCAGGCCACGGUUCCGGACUUGCUCGUGCUACCCGCCCAACUUCACGACGCGUGCACACCGUUGGUGGAGGAGGAGCUCAACCCCGAGCACGAGCCUUUCCCGCAAAAGAAGCUGCUGUUGGACUACCAAGUCAGCAGCCUGCUCGAGAGAUUCUACCAGUGCCCCUGGUCGGCAGACGGUCGAGCAAGGGGGGGUUACGAUUUCCUGUCGAUGGAGCAGGAUCACAAGGAGCUACAGGCCGACAUUGAAGACUUCCCCUACCGCAUUUACCACGGAAAUGUGACUGUUCGGAUUUUGAACCGAGUCAAAGUCGAUUGCCGUCGACUCGCCCCUCAAAUCUCAUUGAACAAUGCCUUGAGUGUCCAACGGGCAGAAGAGUUGGAGGCCUCCUUUUUCCGGGACUCGGCCAAGGCCUUGGAUGUCAGCAAAAUUACCGGCGACUUGAUCGCCUUGCUCUUGGGUGCCCGUUCCUUGGUUGGUAUCAUUCGAGGAGACAUGACCCUCCGUCAGUUUGUAGAAGUGUACACUCUGGCAGAGAGCUCAUGCAUCGACAACAAGUCAGAAAGCCACCCAGAUGCUUUGAUGCGCAUUGUCAACAUGCAGGACAUUGCAGAGGUUCCGCUAAGUGCCCUCGUGGCGCUGCACUUGCUCUCUCGGGAUCUGCUGGCCAUGAUGCACGGAGUAAGUGUUCGGUGUUGGGAUGCAGAGGACGAGUGGGUGGACUCAAGCGAUUUGCCCCCAGAGCUGGACUUGUGGCUGGACACACUUCAGAAGGACCAUCCCGAGGCCGCUUUUCCAUGA